Molecule: messenger RNA, 5379 nt
Organism: Pristis pectinata (smalltooth sawfish)
Lineage: Eukaryota; Metazoa; Chordata; Chondrichthyes; Rhinopristiformes; Pristidae
Gene: itga4
Product: integrin alpha 4
Exons: 28
Coding region: 208-3312 (1034 amino acids)
Biological process (GO): cell adhesion mediated by integrin; cell-matrix adhesion; integrin-mediated signaling pathway
Cellular component (GO): external side of plasma membrane; integrin complex
Molecular function (GO): integrin binding
Source: RefSeq, a predicted model, not a curated record
UCAGGCCAUACCGGGACUGGAGGGAGAACAGCGCCCCUUAGCGCGCAUCCGGUCUCCAGCGUGGGCGGGGGUCGGGGUGUGAACAUUUUGUUGUUGGUGUUAUUUCGUGGUUUUAGAAGCUUCUGUUAUGGGAACGCUCCAGAAUAAGUUUCGAGGAGCAUGAGGUCUGAGCAAUUUUGACUCACUGGGCAUUGAAGUUUAAAGAUAAUGAGACUGAAAAAGUUUCCAGUGGGCUGGAGUGACAUCUGGGCAACGGUUGCGCUGUACAGUUUAUUCAAAACGGUACACCUGUACAAUCUGGAUUUGGAAAGUCCCGUUCUGUUUAGAGAGCCCGAAGGAAAAUUGUUUGGUUAUUCUGUAAUAUUGCACAGUUAUAAAGGCGAAAAAUGGUUUGUGGUUGGAGCUCCAAAAGCAAACUCUUCCCUGGGUAAUGCAACAAUAAAUCCUGGAGCUAUUUAUAAAUGUCGAAUCAGCCCAAAGCCUGACCGAAAGUGUGAAGAAAUUCUAUUAGAUAACUAUAAGGGGAACCAAUGUGGGUCAGAUUGUAAAGAAGAAAGACAUAACCAGUGGCUUGGUGUUAGUUUGGCAAGGCAACCAACGGAAGAUGGUUACAUACUGGCUUGUGCACAUCGCUGGAAAAAUAUAUUCUACAUACAAAGUGAGAUAAGGCCACUUGGGUUGUGUUUUAAAAUUCCAGCUGACUUGCAGCCUUAUAAGAAUUCACCACUGAUACCGUGUUAUACAGAACAGAAAUGGAAACAUGAUAACAAUGCAUUAUGUCAGGCUGGGAUUUCUAGUUUUGUGACUGAGGAUUUAAUUGUAAUGGGAGCUCCUGGAUCUCAUUUUUGGACUGGAACAGUUGUUGUCAAAAAUGAAAAGACAAAUUCUUUGCUCUUUUUUGAGAAUGCUGAAAAGGAAAUCCAAGAAGGAAGCUAUCUUGGUUAUGCAGUUACUGCAGGACAUUUUACUUACCCAAACAGCACAGAAAUUGUGGGAGGGGCACCCCAACAAGAAAUGACUGGUCAAGUUUACAUCUUUAAACAAAAUGGAAUGAACUUGGACAUAAUUUUCAAAGCCAAGGGUAAAAAGCUUGCCGCAUACUUUGGCUCAUCAGUUUGUGCAGUGGAUUUCAAUUCAGAUGGCCUCUCGGAUUUGUUAGUGGGAGCGCCCAUGCACAGUGUGGUCAGAGAAGAAGGAAGGGUCUAUGUUUAUUUGAACAUGGGAUUGGGAAGGAUGAAGGAGCUUGAAAUGGAGCUUGUUGGAGGGAAUUCCUAUGCGGCAAGGUUUGGGGAUGCAAUUGUGGACCUUGGAGACAUUGAUGAUGAUGGAUGUUCAGACGUAGCAAUCGGUGCUCCCCAAGAAGAAGAUCAACAGGGAGCGAUUUAUAUCUACAAUGGCAGAAAGGAAGGAAUAUCCUCAACUUUUUCUCAAAAAAUCCUCGGGCAGCAGAUAAGCAAUAAAUUACUUGCAUUUGGCCAUUCUAUAUCUGGAGGUAUUGAUGCGGAUGAUAAUGGUUUCCCAGAUAUAGCGGUUGGUGCCUUUAUGUCUGAUAGUGUGGUGUUGCUCAGAAGCAGACCUGUGGUGAUUGUUGAAUCCUUCCUACAGUUGCCUCCUUCAAUCAAUCAAACAUUCAUGGACUGUUUUGAGAAUGGGAAACCUGUCGUGUGCAUCAAUGUUACUGUCUGCUUUAGUAACAAGGGAAAGAAGAUUCCUGGUUAUAUAGUAUUGCUGUACAACAUUAGUGCCGAUGUCAGUAAAAGGAUUGGGUUUCCUUCCAGAUUUAAGUUGGUAUCUGAUGGCAAUUUGAAAAGUCAUUCAGGAGAGAUUAUGCUUUAUCAUAAUUUUAUUAAGUGUCAUACUCAUCAAGUAUUUAUGAAGGAAAAUGUCCGAGAUAUUAUCACACCAGUCGAGUUUGAAGUAACGUAUUCCCUGGGUAAGCAUAUUGUGAAGAAUGAUUCCAGAGAUACUUUCCCUCCACUCCAGCCUGUUUUGCAAAAGAAUGAAAAUAAAGCAAAUGAAGUCAGAAACAAGACACAUUUUGAACGAUUGUGUGCUUUUGAAGAUUGUGCUGCUAAUCUUCAAGUUUCUGGAAAACUGGUGCUGGAAGGGCACCAUGUAAACAAAUCUUAUCUGGCAGUUCAGGAGGCGAAGAGGAUCAUCCUGAAUAUAGAUCUGUUCAAUGCAGGGGAUGACGCGUACUCAAGCACUCUUAACGUUAAAAUGCCCAAGUAUAUAAACUUUGUCAAAACAGUGGAAAUGGUGGAGAAGUAUGUAAUUUGUGGUGUGACUGAGGAAGAAAAUUCAACCUGUCUGGCAUGUAGCGUUGGACAUUUGUACAUGAAUUCUCAAUCAAAGGUGGGAUUAAGCUUUCUUCUCGAUACCAGCAAGCUUACCAGAGCAGGAAGAGACCUUGUCAUCACUAUUAAUGCAACAUGUGAAAAUGAGCAGAGUCUGGAUUCACUUCAUGAUAAUUUUGUCACUCUUACUUUGCCCCUAAAAUAUGAGGUUGAUGUUGCAGUACAUGGGUCAGUGUUUCCACCUUCAUUUUUGUAUGAGGGAACCAUCAGUAAUGAUGCAGGAACAUUUAGUUUCUUUGAUUCAUCUUGCGCAUACCAGGAUGUCAGUUAUUCAUUUCAAGUAUUCAACACAGGGAGGGGCAUGGCUCCUGAUAUUGAGUUGAAAAUUGCACAGCCUAAUUCAUUGGAAGGAAAUGGCUUUAAGUUAUUUGAAAUUCUUGACAUAAAGCCUAGUCAUGGAGAAUGUCGGUUUGAUAAUCAUUUGAAAAACUGCACUGAACUACCUGAUGUAACAGUGCUCCAUCAAAUGUUUAACUUUGUCAACAAGUUUGGGAGUAAAGAAUUGUCUUGCUUCAGACAUGGAAUUUCCUGUUUACACAUCACAUGCCAGCUUGGAGACCUUGAAAGUGAGCAAGUUGUAUCCAUCCAUGUUACUAUGAGACUCAACUAUGCACUUCUAGCAUCAGAUUCUGCUGCUUCAACUAGAUUUUUUACAGCAGCUGUUGCAUCAUCAGGAAAAAAGCUCAAUGUUGUUGAAAUUGGAGAAAUGAACAUGACUGUUACGAUGGAAGCAUAUUAUAAUUUUACACCAAAAAUUAAAGUUGCAAUAGGAAUUAUUACAAUCGGUUUCCUCCUGAUGAUUUUAACAUUGGUUAUGAUCAUAUGGUUACUUUGGAAGUGUGGAUUCUUUAAAAGAAAACUGAAUGAUAGAAUCAAAAAGAAGAAAAAGAACCACCAAGGAAAUUGGAGACCAAUCAGUGAAAUGGAUGAUGACUAUGAAAUGGACCAAGAGUAAUCUCUCACUACUAAUAUUGUAAAAUAACAGUACCCUUAAAAAUUGGGUCACUUGGUGAACAGUGGUGUGAAUCUCACUAUCCUUUGAUCCCUGGAGGCAGUGGGCUAGGUGUAGCGAGACCUCAGCAGUGAAUAUGCCUCCAGUUGUGUACUGUUGAGGUCUUGCCCAUCGAAUAUCCUUAAAGGCUUUGACAAGGCAAUGCUGGCAGUGAAGUUUUGCAUUGUCUCAAAGUCUUUCAUAGCUUAUUAAAUGUGUCAGAUAUUCAGGCAUUUAAUUUGCCUCCCUUCCCUAUUCUCAAACCAAGAAUCCCUGUUGAAAUGAAUGUGGUCUCUGAUCCAGAAUCAGGUUGGAGAAGCAGAUUCCCUGGUGUAAUGAAAUGAACAUAAGACUUGUUUGCACGAGAAGAGCUGAAUCCUGACGAUCCUUUGGAAAUGCUCGUCUCAGCCAACUUGAUUCAGCCUAGGGCUUACCACUGGAAACAUAUUCCAUAUUGUGUUUUUUCCCCUAACGUGGCUGAUGAGAGGUGUUGAAUCAAUUCUUGGGGUAAAAAUAUUGGUCAAUCCCUCCAUGUAAUACAAAGAGAUCAGGAUAACAAUCAUAGCAUAUAUAAUCAUAAAGAACAAUAAAAUAUAAACUAAACAAAAAAAAACUUCAAAAGAAAAACAAACAACAAAAAGGGGAAAAAAAAAACUGGGCUAAACUUUCUCAGUAGAAACAAAACAAUAUUAUGUCGUCAAGUCCGUUCCUCCAAGUUGGAAAGUUAUUGAAAGGGGAUCUACAUCAUGUGAAAAUAUUGAAGGGUCAAUCUCUCCAGAAAACAUUUUUAACAGAUAUAAAGAUAUGCCUUUUCCAAGGACAUUGAGAAUGUCUGUAACAAUGAGAUUGUAUAGGCAGUUACCAAGGAUUGUAAGGUAGUUAGACAGUUGAGAGUGCAGUACCAGUAUAACUACAAAAUCAAUUUUGUGCAGAUAAUUUACAUUUUUUUGAUCUGUUGGAAAUUUACAAGAAUAUUUUAAAAUUACUAGAUCAGUCAUAUAGUAUUGUAAUUACUUACCCCCGCUCAUAAUACUUAGAAUUGACCAGCACAGAAUUAAAAUGGGUAAGUAGUAGAGAUUUCUGUGUUAAUUACAGCUACAUCAAUACAUUUGUCAGUCAUUUUCUUUAAAUUCCAGGCCUAAAUUCCUUUUAUCUUGCUUCUAGUCUCUCCUUAUUCUCCCCAACCACAAUGCAUAACUCGCUGUUUAUAUAAUAUGCAUAGCUACUUCCUCCUGGCUACAACCCCUCUAUAAAAUAUUCCAGCAACCACACUUCCCAAAUGACUGAGGCUCCAAACAUUAAAAAAACCACCUAUCCUCCUCAGCCUCUUCCCUUUGAUCUUGUUCACUCUGCAACCCCCUUAAGUUCUGAAUAUAUAACUUUGACCUUUGCCCUCUUGCUCCACUUAAGACAAAAACUACAUUUAAUCUCCACUCCUAGCAUACAGUUCUACUAAAAACAAACUAGUGGGGGGAAAAGAGUGAAUGCAAGUGUGACACAGUUGCUAGACUAUUAGCUUAGACUACUUUUUAAGAAAUACCACUAGUAGGCUGAAGUCACAAAAAUCAGCACACUGAAAGUGAUCACCAUUUCAUCAUAUGUAAUUAUGAAGCAGGAAUAUGUAACUUCAGAGAUAAAAGAAUUUAAUCUGAAAGGAAAAAAGAUUAAUAAUUCAAAUGAAGCUGUGAGGUUCUGGGCUCAGUCUCCUGAUAUUGAUCGCCUACUCAAGCUGCUGCAUAAGAUGAAUUAGAUAAGUUAACGCUGAACUGUUACUGGAAUUGACAAAGAAAAAAUAACAAAAUGACAAAUUACAGGUAAUUACUUAGAAUGAUUAACAUACCUGUUAGCUUGGAGAAUUUCAUUAAUCCUUUUAGUGGAAGGAUGUUUACUAAGAGAUUAGAAUUAGUCAGUUAAUUAUUGGUUUAGAGGAAUGUUUUCAUAAGUAAUUUUUGUAUUAUUGAACUUCCAGUGGUGUACAGUGCAAGUGCAAUUACAAAAUCAUUUUGCAUAAUUUACAUUUUAAAUGGUGAU